Molecule: messenger RNA, 492 nt
Organism: Ixodes scapularis (black-legged tick)
Lineage: Eukaryota; Metazoa; Arthropoda; Arachnida; Ixodida; Ixodidae
Exons: 4
Coding region: 1-492 (163 amino acids)
Cellular component (GO): extracellular region
Molecular function (GO): chitin binding
Source: RefSeq, a predicted model, not a curated record
AUGAAGGUCCUCACCCUCGGUCUCAUCGCCCUCUCCGUUGCAUAUGGCCAAGAGGAAGCCGACGAUUUAAGGUUGAAGCGUCAAACGUACAGCCUGCCUCGAGGUUCUGAAUUGCUGCUGGAGCCGCUGAGGACGACAUUCCAAUGCCGGCACGACGGCUAUUUCGCAGACAUCGACAACAACUGCAGAGUCUACCACAUCUGCACCAGGUCCAUCGAGACGAGACAACUGCAGAGGUUCAGCUUCCUAUGUGGCAACCUGACCAUGUUCAACCAGCUCACGCUCACGUGCACCCGCCCGGAGGACUCCGUGCCGUGCCGCAACGCGCCAGCUUUCUUCUACGUGAACGACAACAUCGGCAUCGAGGACCAGCCUUUCCUGUACGACGACGACGUGUCCAACGCCGACCAGUUCAUCCAAACGAACAAGAUCAACACUCCGGGCAACGUGCACGUGCCGACCAAGAGAAGGGAAGGCGCCAGGUCAUUGUGA